Messenger RNA from Menidia menidia (Atlantic silverside), 1422 nucleotides. The record is from the annotation of a GenBank genome assembly. NCBI's taxonomy places the organism in Eukaryota, Metazoa, Chordata, Actinopteri, Atheriniformes, Atherinopsidae.
AUGAUAUGGAACAUGAGUUGUAUUGCUGUAGCCGCAAAGCCACACCCGUUUCAUAGUGGUGUACUGUAUGUAAAGUCACUCAUCUUCUCAGGUCACAGUGCAGUGGACAUCACCAAGGUGGCCCGGAGGCACCGCAUGUCCCCCUUCCCCCUAACCUCGAUGGACAAGGCCUUCAUCACUGUGCUGGAGAUGACAGCCGUCCUGGGCACUGAGAUCAUCAACUACAGAGAUGGUAUGGGUCGAGUCCUGGCUCAGGACGUUUAUGCCAAAGACAACCUACCACCCUUCCCUGCUUCAGUCAAGGAUGGAUAUGCUGUGAGAGGCAAGUACCAUAUGUCCAUUAGAUCGGCCGAUGGUCCAGGUGACCGCUUCAUCAUUGGAGAGUCACAAGCUGGAGAGCAGCCCACCCACACAGUGAUGCCUGGCCAGGUGAUGAGGGUGACGACAGGUGCACCAAUACCCUGUGGGGCAGACGCUGUAGUCCAAGUGGAAGAUACUGAGCUCCUCCGCGAGUCUGAAGAUGGCACAGAGGAGCUAGAGGUUCGCAUUUUAGUGCAAGCUCGUCCGGGACAGGACAUAAGGCCUAUUGGUCAUGACAUCAAACGUGGGGAGUGCGUGCUGGCCAAGGGAACCCAUAUGGGCCCGUCUGAAAUUGGCCUUCUUGCCACUGUUGGAGUCACAGAGGUGGAAGUCCAGAAAUUCCCUGUGGUGGCUGUCAUGUCCACAGGAAAUGAGCUGCUGAAUCCAGAGGAUGACCUCCAUCCAGGGAAGAUUAGGGACAGCAAUCGCUCUACUCUCCUUGCCACUAUACAGGAACAUGGCUACCCCACAAUCAAUCUGGGCAUUGUGGGAGACAACCCCGAUGACCUUCUUAAUGCUCUGAAUGAAGGCAUUAGCCGUGCUGAUGUCAUCAUCACCUCAGGAGGAGUGUCCAUGGGAGAGAAGGACUACCUUAAGCAGGUGCUGGAUAUUGAUCUUCAUGCUCAGAUCCAUUUUGGUCGUGUUUUCAUGAAACCAGGUCUACCAACAACAUUUGCCACCUUGGACAUGGAUGGUGCUCGCAAACUAAUCUUUGCCCUCCCAGGUAGAAACCCCGUGUCCGCUGUUGUCACCUGUAAUCUUUUUGUAAUCCCUGCCUUGAGGAAGAUGCAGGGCAUUUUGGACCCCAGGCCCACCAUUAUCAAAGCAAGGUUGUCUUGUGAUGUGAAGUUGGACCCGCGCCCUGAAUACCACCGCUGCAUUUUGACAUGGCAUCACCAGGAGCCUCUUCCGUGGGCACAGAGCACAGGGAACCAGGUGAGCAGCAGACUGAUGAGUAUGCGCAGUGCGAAUGGGCUCCUGAUGCUACCUCCAAAAACAGAGCAAUACGUGGAGCUGCACAAGGGCGAGGUUGUUGACGUCAUGGUCAUCGGUCGGCUAUGA